Messenger RNA from Zingiber officinale, 879 nucleotides. RefSeq names its product transcription factor bHLH104-like. The record is from RefSeq and is a predicted model, not a curated record. The coding region runs from base 1 to 879 and encodes 292 amino acids. Gene Ontology annotation, molecular function: DNA-binding transcription factor activity; protein dimerization activity. Lineage: Eukaryota; Viridiplantae; Streptophyta; Magnoliopsida; Zingiberales; Zingiberaceae. Gene Ontology annotation, biological process: intracellular iron ion homeostasis; regulation of DNA-templated transcription. The transcript has 3 exons.
AUGUGGUUAAAGGCUGCGGUGCAUCUCCUGCGGUUUCGUGCGGUGGCUUGUCCACGUCAUCCGCGGAAGAAGAAAAAAACAGCCGCGUCGCAUCAAAAAAAAAAGCACCGUCCGCGAGCCCUAGCCACCUUCCUCUCCGCGAGCCACGGCCCUCUCGGCGAGCGAACUCCUCUCCGCGAGCCACCGCCCUCUCCGACCCUAAACUCCUCUCCGCGAGCCACCGCCCUCUCCGCGAGCGAGCUUCUCUCUGCGACCAGCCACCUUCCUAGCCGCGAGCCACCGCACCUUCCUCGCCGCGAGCAUCCGCGAGCCACCUUCCUCUCCGCGAGCAGUCUCCUCACCGCAAGCCCAAGCAGAAGCGGCCAGACACCUUCCUCGUUGCGAGCCACCGCCCUCUCCGCGAGCCCUAGCAGAAGCGCCGGCGCCUCCCUCUCCGAACCCGGGAGAAUCCGAGAGAAGCAGAAUCGCCUCUCUCCCGUCCUGCCGCUGCGAGUCCUGCCGCUGCGACCUCUCCCCCGACCUCUCCGCCGCGAAUUUAACAAUCAAACAUGCACUAGGAAGCCCAGCAUCCCUCGCUGUGAAAACUACUGGUUAUUGCAUUUGACAGCCGAGAAGAAUGAACUUCGUGAAGAGAAGCAGAAGCUGAAGGCAGAAAAAGAAAGCUUAGAGCAGCAAAUCAAACUUCUGAAUACAAGGUCUAGUAGCAAUGCUGCUCACCCGCCCGUUAUACCUACCCCUUUCACAAUCCCUGGUCAACCUGCUGGGCACAAGUUAAUGAUGGUGAUCAUUGGUUACCCUAGCUAUCCAAUGUGGCAAUUCAUGCCCCCUGCCGAUGUCGAUACAUCACUGGAUGCUGAUAAAUGCCCACCUGUUGCCUAA